This is a messenger RNA of Acomys russatus (golden spiny mouse), 610 nucleotides long. RefSeq names its product keratin-associated protein 6-1-like. The coding region runs from base 1 to 372 and encodes 123 amino acids. The transcript has 2 exons. The record is from RefSeq and is a predicted model, not a curated record. Lineage: Eukaryota; Metazoa; Chordata; Mammalia; Rodentia; Muridae. Gene Ontology annotation, biological process: keratinization.
AUGGAUGUGGAAAAAGAAUUUGUAAGGGAAAAAUGUGUAGAGGACAUGGAGAGACUGAAGUGGGCCCUCUCUUCAGGCAGAACCAUACAGACUCAACUCACCUACACUCCUCUCUACCCAAGAACAACCUCAACAACCAACACCAUGUGUGGCUACUACGGAAACUACUAUGGCAACAGGGGCUAUGGCUGCUGUGGCUAUGGAGGCUAUGGCUAUGGAGGCCUGGGCUGUGGCUAUGGUUCCUACUAUGGCUGUGGCUACCGUGGACUGGGCUGUGGCUACGGCUGUGGCUAUGGCUAUGGCUCACGCUCUCUGUGUGGCUGUGGUUAUGGAUAUGGAUCUGGCUUUGGAUCUGGAUUUGGCUACUACUAAUGAAGACACCAUGGGAGAAUUUCAACUUCUUCUAUUGUGAACUCAGAUAUCUCUGGUUCUGAACCCUAUGUACUCUGAGGGGUUCUCUUUCUUAGAAGAUCUUACAGCCCAAGUUUAUGAUGUGACCCUGUUGAAGCUGUGGCCUCAUUCAAUGCCCUUCGGAUGUAAGACCUGAGACUUUUACUUCUCUGCUUUUUAUUCCAAAUGAAAGGUGUUGGGAUCUUCUUCUAUGUACUUC